Messenger RNA from Parathielavia appendiculata, 348 nucleotides. Its product is annotated as FKBP-like protein. The record is from RefSeq and is a predicted model, not a curated record. The annotation marks the transcript as partial. Gene Ontology annotation, biological process: rRNA processing. NCBI's taxonomy places the organism in Eukaryota, Fungi, Ascomycota, Sordariomycetes, Sordariales, Chaetomiaceae. Gene Ontology annotation, cellular component: nucleus. Gene Ontology annotation, molecular function: peptidyl-prolyl cis-trans isomerase activity; DNA binding. The transcript has 3 exons.
AAGGGUUCCAAGGGCGACAGUAACGAAGGCAGCGACACCAAGACCACCAAGCUCAAGGGUGCUCAGAGCAUUAACGUCAGGCAUAUUCUCUGUGAGAAAUUCUCCAAGAGUGAUGAGGCAAUGGAGAGGCUGAGGAACGGGGAGAAGUUUGAUGCCGUGGCCAGAGACAUGUCAGAAGACAAGGCGAAAGCGGGAGGGUCACUGGGCUGGCAAAUCAAAGGCAAUCUGGAUCCUGACUUUGAGAAAGUCGCCUUCGAGCUGCCGGCCAGCUCAGUCGACAGUCCGAAGUUUGAGAGAGUCAAGACUGGGUUCGGGUAUCACAUCAUCAUGGUCGAGGGCCGCAAAUAG